AUGUCACCGCUCGAACAAAUCUCCACUUUUGUUGUUUUUGUGUUUGUAUUAUGUCUACUAACAAGUUCAGUUUCCCAAGGUUCUGAUUACAGGCUUUCCCCAGAGGAACCCAAAACCGAGUCAACAAAAAUGAUACAAAAUUGGUUAAACCAUGGUGGAGAUAUAUACAACAGAAGAUAUGCCAGCAAGGAACACAAGAUCAGCCUUGAAACUGUUUCCAACCUAAGUUUGAAGUGGAAAUUCUUUGCAGGCAAAGACAUAACUGCAACUCCAGCAAUUUUCGAUGGCACUCUCUAUUUUCCAUCAUGGAAUGGGGACAUUUUUGCAGUGAGAGCAUGUGAUGGAUCACUUGUGUGGAAACAGAACUUGCACAAGUUAACAGGCCUAAAUGCAACAGGCUUUGUACCCGGUGUUAACUGGACAGUGGCAAGGGCAACACCAACCAUAGCAGGUGAACUCCUCAUAGUUGGAAUAUAUGGCCCUGCUGUUGUUAUUGCUGUCAAAAGAUCAACAGGUGACUUAGUUUGGCAAACUAGUUUGGACAGCCACAACUCUGGCGUUGUGACUAUGUCUGGAACUUACCACAGAGGGGCCUUUUAUGUUGGUACAUCUUCAGCAGAAGAAACCCUCAGUAUUGAAGAAUGUUGCACCUUUCGGGGAAGCUUCUCAAAGCUAGAUAUUCAAUCUGGUAACAUCUUGUGGCAAACCUUCAUGUUACCUAAUAACCAUGGAGAACGAGGAGAAUAUGCUGGAGCAGCUAUAUGGGGAAGUAGCCCUUCCAUUGAUGUCUCAAGGAAUCAUAUAUACAUUGCCACUGGAAACUUGUACUCUGCCCCUUUGCACAUACGCCAAUGUCAAGAAAGAGAGAAUAAUUUAACUCGACCAACUCAUCCCGAUGAGUGUGUUGAACCAGACAAUCACUCUGAAUCAUUCAUUGCACUUGACUUGGAUAGUGGUAAAAUCAAAUGGUACCACCAAUUAGGAGGAUAUGAUGUGUGGUUCGUUGUUUGCAAUAACUUGUCAACACCUAAUUGUCCACCAGGUCCUAACCCUGACGCUGAUUUUGGAGAAGCACCAAUGAUGCUCCCAAUUGAUGUAAAUGGAACCAAACUAGACGUUGUUGUUGCUGUACAAAAGAGUGGUUUUACUUGGGCAUUGAACCGAGAUGACGGCAAGCUCAUUUGGUCUACGGAAGCUGGUCCUGGUGGGGUUACAGGAGGUGGAACAUGGGGAGCAGCCACUGACGAAGAAAGGGUCUACACUAACAUUGUUAAUUUAGGUGGCAAAAAAUUUACUCUUUUACCAUCCAACAAGACUACAACUAGUGGAGGGUGGGUUGCAAUGGAGGCAAAGAGUGGUAGGAUCUUGUGGUCCAUAGCCAACCCAAGUAAUGCCACUGCUUUUGGUCCUGUUAGUGUAGCUAAUGGCAUUGUCUUUGUGGGAUCCGCAAAUGUUAAAGGACCUGUCUAUGCAAUAAAUGGCAAGACUGGUGAAAUUAUGUGGUCUUAUGAGACUGGAUCGACAGUGUAUGGUGGAAUGUCCAUUAGUGAUGGGUGCAUAUAUUUUGGAAAUGGAUAUAAGAUAGGUAACGCAUUGGGACUUGGAAACCUCACUUCCGGAACUUCACUUUAUGCCUUUUGCGUCUAA
Molecule: messenger RNA, 1647 nt
Organism: Gastrolobium bilobum
Lineage: Eukaryota; Viridiplantae; Streptophyta; Magnoliopsida; Fabales; Fabaceae
Exons: 4
Coding region: 1-1647 (548 amino acids)
Source: RefSeq, a predicted model, not a curated record